This is a messenger RNA of Trifolium pratense (red clover), 396 nucleotides long. Its product is annotated as putative F-box/LRR-repeat protein 22. Lineage: Eukaryota; Viridiplantae; Streptophyta; Magnoliopsida; Fabales; Fabaceae. The record is from RefSeq and is a predicted model, not a curated record. The transcript has a single exon. Bases 1 to 396 code for a protein of 131 amino acids.
AUGUUUCUUUACUACAAAAGUUAUGAUGAGGUUUUUGCUAUUGCAAAAUGGUUGCCCGGUUUACGUCAUCUUAAACUUUCUAGAAUUGUGGUUGGCAAUGUUGGAUUACUUGCCAUUCUUGAUGGUUGCCCACUUCUUGAAUCUCUUGAUAUACGGCAGUGUCAUCGUAUAUAUUUGAGUGAAAGUUUGGAAAAAAGGUGCCAUGAACAAAUCAAGGAUUUUCAACUUCCAACUUCCCUCGUUGAUGAUGACAGUUACUAUGCUGAUGAUUAUGAUGGUGACGAUGGUCUAACUUAUAAGAACCCUACAAUUACAUAUUGCGGUGAUGAAUGGAAGUCUAAAGGUUCAUCUACAGUUAAACUUAGAUGGUUAUCAUUGAAGAGUACCAAAUUUUGA